This is a messenger RNA of Pimephales promelas (fathead minnow), 2568 nucleotides long. The record is from RefSeq and is a predicted model, not a curated record. Lineage: Eukaryota; Metazoa; Chordata; Actinopteri; Cypriniformes; Leuciscidae.
UUAACACAGGCUGAAGCAGUUUUCACCUCAGUAGACUCUCUACAGGACUUUAAACAUUUCCCCUUUUCUGAACUGAGGAAGAAAAUGUUUCACUCGUUUGUUUUCUGCUGUUUGUGCUUUUGGCGUCUGGUUGUGUUUGCUGAUGGUGCAAUGAAGAUCGUUUCAGAGAUGGAGGGAAAGUCAGUCACUCUAGAAUCUGGUGUUACUGAAUUACAGGAACAUGAUCUGAUAACAUGGAGGUUUGAACCUUUAAACACUAAAAUAGCUGAAAUCGAUAAAGAUAAAAAUAUCUUCUCCAUAUAUGAUGUUCCUGAUGGGAGAUUCAGAGGCAGACUGAAGCUGGAUCAUCAAACCAGAUGUCUGACCAUCACAAACACCACAACCACAGACUCUGGACUUUAUAAUGUGACCAUCAAUCGCACCGGGGGAAGGACCGCAAUCAGAUUCAAUGUUACUGUAUAUGGUGUCUUUUCUUCUGAAACAAAUGAAAUACAGUCAGUGUCAGUGAUGGAGGGAGAUUCUGUUACUCUAAACACUGAUCUUACUGAAAUACGUGCAGACGACGACAUACUGUGGAAAUAUGGAGCUGGAAACUCUCUGAUAGUUAAAAUCAGUUUAGAAAAGCAAAUCUUCACCACAUAUGAUGAUGUUCCCGAUGGGAGAUUCAGAGACAGACUGAAGCUGGACGAUCAAACUGGAUCUCUGACCAUCACACACACCACAACUGAACACACUGGAGAUUAUAGACUACAGAUAAGUGGAGCGAAACGAUCAUCAAAAUCAUUCAGUGUUUCUGUCUAUGCCCCUCUUCCUGUUCCUAAAAUUACAAGAGAUAAUUCUUCAUCAUCAUCAUGUUCAUUGGUGUGUUCAUCAUCAGUGUUGAGUGUGUGUGAUGCGACUCUGUCCUGGUACGCAGGAAUGAGUGUAUUGUCCAGCAUCAGUGUGUGUGAUCUCAGCAUCAGUCUCUCUCUACCUCUGGAGGUGGAAUAUCAGGAUAAAAACACCUACAGCUGUGUGCUGAACAAUCCCAUCAGCAACCAGACCACACAUCUGGACAUCAACACACUCUGCAGACACACAUGCGCAGAACUGGACGGUCAGUCUACUUCACAACCAGACUCAACUCAACUCUGUCACACAUGUGCAGAAGUCCACAUCCACUGUUGUGGUUUUACUGAAACUGUCAUUCGAUUAGUCGUCGCUGCACUGGUGGGCGUGGCUACUGUGGCGAUUCUGGUUUAUGACAUCAGAUCCACAAGAGGAGGACCAGCGGUCCAGCAUUUCUAAAUGGUAACAUGAUGAUCGUAAAUAAAGCGGCCCAUUAAAGAAUUGAAUCUGAACUUUAGCUACAUUAAAAUACAGCACUAAAGUAGGUCAUGUUAAACUUUUAAAACAAUAUAAAUACAAAUUACUUAAAAAAACAUAUUAUAAUAUUUUGGUUUUAAAGGGCUGGAAAAAAGAUGUGUGAUGUAUUUAAAAGCGUUUUACUAUUCCCGCCAAACUUCCAUGGUUACAGCGAGUAUUACUUAAAUUCAUGGUGAAUGUUGCUGAUUUUGUGAGUAAAUCAUGGGCAAAUUUUAAUCAAUAUAUCAAUAAAUGUGAGGUGCUACUGGCAACUGUUUGGAAUCCUCAAAUUGUAACAUUUAUGUAAGAGAAAGAAUCAAAGGUUAAAAUAAUUAUAUAGUUAUAAAUAUAUAUAUAUGAUAGGGGCCCCUCAAUUUUUUUUUUUACAAUUAUUUAAAAGACAAGCAAGAGUAAGUAAAUUAAUUGACAUGGAAAAACAAAGUUCAGUACAUUAAGAAAUCAGUAAUAUUAAAUUCAUAUGAUAAAGGGGGUCUAAAUGUUAUCGACUUUAGAUCUCUGAACAAUACUUUAAAAACUAACUGGCUUACAUGAUAUUUUAUAGUCUAUAAGAAUAUGAUCCCUCAAUAUAUAUUUUCUGUCAUAGGUGGUGUGGAAUUUAUUGUAAUGUGCAAUUAUAAUAUUGAAAAACUUAAGUUUAAACAAGCACUUGAUCAUUUACAAACACAACUUUCCGCCCCACACAUUCUUUAUCUGGAAUAUGGGCAAUAUGGAAUAAAUACAUGAAUAAUAUUAAAAAAGGUUUUGGAAUGUUUUUGGAUAAUAUUUUGUAUCCUUUUCUCUUAUCCUAUAAAUAUGUGAUAUAUAAGGUUAUUGUAUUACGGACCAAUGCUCAAAGGAUGCUUAUUUGAAAUUUUAUUUAAUUGUUUGUAUGUAAAUUUCAUUUUCACAAAUGUAAAUUCACAAGUGGGAAACACAGUGCUUAAUUAAGAAAGAGAUUAAUAUAUACAUGUAGAUGUAAUGCCAAGAUCUAAAAAAAAAGCAAAGCAAUCAAAACAACAGUAAUAUGUUAUAAUUUAAAAUUUUCAUAUAAAAUAUAUGUAUGCUUAACAGUAGAUUUAGACCCUAAAACUGUUGUUUUCUUUAUUUUUAUUUGUUUCUCUUUUCCUUUUCUCUUUGUUUUUGUCAUAUAUAUUGUAUUGUGAAGCAUGUGAUCUGUUUUUCUGAUGUAUGGAAGUUAUUCUUGUACAUGCUAUUUGUUGAUAA